UGCCAUCCAAUAGAUCAAAUAGGGAGUAGUAUGUAAAAACCAUACUGAUGUACGUAGGAGACAAACAUACAACACUUGAAAGCCUCAAAUUUUGACCCACACACACACACACACACACACACACUUCCUCUCCUCAAUAUCUGUAUUUAUAUCACUACCCUAAAUCCCACCUUCACCACAAUCUCUCCUCUCAACUACAGCUAGCAAUGGCGGAUGCAGCCACGGGUAUGGGCCGGGGAAUCUGCUCCAUCCCUGAGAAAUUCCAGCUCCACAUAGCCAUGCUGGCCUUACAGUUCGGCUAUGCAGGCUUCCACGUCGUCUCCCGUCUCGCCCUCAACAUGGGCAUCAGCAAGAUCGUCUUCCCCGUUUAUCGAAACAUCCUCGCCUUCAUCCUCCUCCUCCCCUUCGCCUACUUUCUCGAAAAGAAGGAGAGGCCGCCGAUUACAUGGAGCUUCCUCCUCGAGUUCUUCCUCCUCGCAAUAGUCGGGAUAACGGCAAACCAAGGCUUCUACCUCGUCGGACUCGACAACACUUCCCCGACCUUUGCCUCCGCCAUCCAGAACUCCGUCCCGGCCAUCACGUUCCUCAUGGCCGCCCUUCUCCGGAUAGAGAAGGUGCGGUUGGACCGCAAGGACGGUGUCUCCAAGGUGGCGGGCCUCCUCAUCUGCGUCGCGGGGGCAUCUGUCAUCACGCUCUUCAAGGGGCCCGCCAUCUACACCCCGACGCCGCCCUCCAUGGCAGUGUCGACGCCGGUGGUUUUGGGAGAUGCGGCCGGGAAGAGCUGGACGAUGGGGUGCCUGUACCUGAUAGGGCACUGCCUGUCGUGGGCCGGGUGGCUCGUGCUGCAGGCGCCCGUGCUCAAGAGGUAUCCCGCCCGCCUCUCCUUCACCUCCUACCAGUGCUUCUUCGGGAUCCUCCAGUUCCUCGUCAUCGCCGCCUUCUUCGAGAGGAAUGGCGAGGCCUGGCUCAUCCGCACCGGCUCCGAGGUCUUUAGCGUCUUCUACGCUGGAGUGGUGGCAUCUGGGAUUGCCUUCGCUGUACAGAUAUGGUGCAUAGAUAAAGGUGGCCCCGUCUUCGUCGCAGUCUACCAGCCCGUCCAGACACUCGUCGUCGCUAUCACCUCUUCCCUUCUCUUGGGAGAGGAGUUCUACUUGGGCGGGAUAAUUGGUGCAGUGCUGAUCAUAUUCGGAUUGUAUUUGGUGCUUUGGGGGAAGAGUGAAGAGAAGAAGUUUGCAGAGAUCCAGUGCCGCGCGGAGCACAACACCAGCAGAGCGACCCCGCAGAUCAGGCCAUCCAUCACCCAGCCACUCCUGGCGCAGUCAACGGAGAAUGUUUGACUAUGGAUAAAAUAUGAAAAUCAAGUUCGGCUAUAUUUAAUUUAAUAUGAAAAUGGUUUGAUUUUCAUCUUCCUGUAAGUUGAGAAGAAGAAAAAAAAGUUGGGAAGAAAAUAGGAAGAGGGUUUUGUGAAAAGGGAUGUAUUAAGAUUUAAGAUGGAUGUCCCUUGUGUUUUUAUAUAAUUAAUUAUUAGUACCAA
Molecule: messenger RNA, 1534 nt
Organism: Salvia splendens (bonfire salvia)
Lineage: Eukaryota; Viridiplantae; Streptophyta; Magnoliopsida; Lamiales; Lamiaceae
Product: protein WALLS ARE THIN 1
Exons: 4
Coding region: 207-1337 (376 amino acids)
Cellular component (GO): membrane
Molecular function (GO): transmembrane transporter activity
Source: RefSeq, a predicted model, not a curated record